Molecule: messenger RNA, 3290 nt
Organism: Drosophila grimshawi
Lineage: Eukaryota; Metazoa; Arthropoda; Insecta; Diptera; Drosophilidae
Gene: MED24
Product: mediator of RNA polymerase II transcription subunit 24
Exons: 7
Coding region: 159-3140 (993 amino acids)
Cellular component (GO): mediator complex
Molecular function (GO): transcription coregulator activity
Source: RefSeq, a predicted model, not a curated record
AUCCCUAGAGUGAAAUUGCUCACGCACACAGGAAGAAUUACGGUCGGCUAAAAGUAUAAACAGUUCUUCGUGCUUGUUUAUUUGUAUAAAUUGUUUAUAGGACUUGUGUCCUGCAAAUAAUGCAAUAGGUGCCUGACAUUAGGCAGCAAUUGAACGUUAUGAAGGAGAACAACAAGAUCCUUCAGCUGAUUAAUGUGGCGUGGCGUGAACGCUGGUCCGACUCACAAUGGGGCAUUAACAUAAAGAAGGUCUUACCACGAGGUGUUAGCGGCGAUGUUUACAAUUUGGCCGACUGUCUCUUGCAGCAGGCUGUGAUCGGCUCCACAGCGAAUCCACUGGUGUUGAACUAUCUGAAGCACUCGCUGUGCGCCCAUCUUGUCUCGCAUGCGGCUGUUCUUCGCUGCAUCGCCAAAUAUGAUAAACUGGGACGCGUCUAUUGUGUAACUGCUUUGCUUGAGUUUCUGGUCAGCAUUAUAGAUGGCAUCACCUGUCGCAUUAAAUCGGAGGAGACGCUGCUGCCUGGUGCCAUGGUGCAGCUGGUGCUGUGGAUCAUGCAGAUCUUUGCCAGGACACUGCAGCAAUACGAGAUGCGUGGCGAGCUGAGCGCCGAACAAUCUUAUAUGUUGGAUCAGAGCUGCCUGCUCGUCGAGCACCUGACGAAGCAACAGUUCGCUUUGGCCAUGUUGAAUGUGGGCUGUCACGAGGAAGUGGAUUCGCUGGACAAGAUGCGUGAACUGUAUGCAAGCAUCAAGGGAUCGCUGACCAACUCCAAUUUUACGUUAAGCUCAGCCACGGCGGAGCAGCAGUUGAAACAAUUAGCGUACAUUGAUGCCAAACAGUUGGAGUUGCAAUCCUUGAAUCCACUGCCAUCGGCUGAGAAGAUCUCCUGCUGUGUUCAGCCACUGCUUGCGGUUGAGGUGCUGCUCAAUCCCUGCAAGGACACCUCAUACUAUGUGGCCGAAUUGCAAAUGCUGCAACGUCUCAAGGGUUAUACGAAUACCCGUCUAUUCUAUGAGAUUAUACGUGCCGGUUUCCUCACGCUCAGCAAUGUGGCGGACACCAGUCCGGAUACCAUGUGGGGUGCUUUUAUGCUCUUCAAAAUGCCGCACAUUAUCAAACAGCUACACACACUGCAACGUGUGCCGGGUGAGCAGCCAUUGCCCCCCACAGACUACAUACCGGAACUGGUCGAGGCGUUGGAGCUGCUCAUCGAGGAUAAUUUGUUGCUAGAUUUCAUGGCCACGAAAUGCUCGUGCAAUAUCAUUGACUUCCUUCUCAACGACUGGACCAAACAGCAGCUAGUCAACGAUGUGCAUGUCAAGAAAUUCGCCAGUCAGCGUGAGGCCGCCUCGCUGCUGCUCAAGAAAUGCGUCAAUGGCCAGCAGACGCCGUCGAACAUAAAUUACAUUAAGCGUGCCGAGGUGCCUCUUUCGGGCGUACUUAAAACGCUCUGCACAAAUAAGGUGCAGGACAUGGUGAAUGUUCUCUGCCAGGUGCCAGUGGGCAAUAACUUUGAGCUGAUACUAUCUGUGGCCACCGUGGAGGGUCUCCUCAAGACUUUUGUCUCGCGGCUGAUUCAGUGCAACGAGAACUCCAAACAGGUGCCCGGGGAACUGGGCAAACUGUCCGUAAUACGCUCCACGCUGUUCGAUGUCUCCUUCCUGAUGCUCACCAGCAUUGUGCAGACCUACGGAUCGGACGUGGUGCUGUCGGAGCGUGGCGACUCCUUCUUCGAGAAAUGGGUGCGCGAAUGCAUGAUGGAGCGCAAUAAGCUGAAGAAUCCCCGACAGAUCUUGGCACUGUGCGAUGAUAGCAUUGUGGAUGAACUGCUGCUGAGUCUGAGCAAACCGGAGGCGGCGGCACAACUGAAACAGCCCAGCAGUCUUACCUGGCAGGACAUCUGCCUCAAUCUGCCCGGUGUGCUACAUCACGUGCUGAUUGCCUGGGAGCAGGAGACUCUAUCCUCUGCGGAUGUCAAGAGCAUUUUGGACAACAUGAAGCGGCGUCUGUUUAGCUUCUCCGUCUGCGCCACCUCCUUCCUGUGCGCCUACAUGUAUUCCGUACGGGAAACGGAGUUGCUCAAGCCCCUGAAUAUGAUUCAACAGUUUUUGGCACCGCUCACCACCGAGGAGCUGUCCAGCCAGGAGAAUUCCAAGGAACGCCUCGCCCUCUCCUACCAGGUCAUACGCAAAAUGCAGCACGAUGUGCAUCCGGCGCCCAACACCAAAUCCCGUCUCAUCUCGCACACACCGCUCAUCGAACAGUUUCGCGAAUGCUGGCGCAGUGUCCAUGACGCCGGCCAUCUGCCGGUGCGUGCGGCACAGACACUGGAAUCGCUGCUGCUGGCUGGUGGCGCCUCCUGGCUGGUCACCCAACUGGCGGAACAGUUGCUCAGCUGCAAAUAUAUGCGGGAUAUGGCCAAGUGCAUGGACAUUGUAUUCGCUGUGAUGCAUCUGGACAUUGAGCGCAGCACGGAGGCACUGCUGCAGUAUGUGGUGGCACCAUUGAUUCUACGUCGUCAGGGCGAUGACAUCAAUGAGCCGCAAUCUCUGGUGCUGGCCCGACUCUGUGUUUACUGCAUCAUUUCCUGCCUGGAGACGCGCAGUUUGGCUGCCGGCGCACUGAAGAAGCGUUCACGUUCCCAUGACGAGGAUGAACUGCUGUCGACGAGUGCGGCCAAGGUGCGCAAAGUGUUUAGCGAAUGCAGCGAUAAUUCCAAUGAGGCCGCCACAAAUGCUGUCGCCUCCAUGCUGGUGGGCGGGGGCACAACUCCCAACACCGACUUGCUGCGUGCCACACCCGUCAAUCUCAAGGAACCGCUGCACUCGAGCGUUAAGCACAUUUUUCGCGUCUUUCUGCAAUUCGUCAGCGGCGAUGAGCUGUCGCCCAAGGCCGUCUUCGUCUAUCAGUUUAUUUCGCUGCUCGUCGAGUGCGGCGGUGAGCGGGUGGCGCCCGUGCUCCGCCUGCUGCCCCCCAAUCUGAUGCAACAGCUGCUUAAGGUGCUGGCCACCGAUGAUAUACGCGUCGGCCUCAUCAGUCGCCUCUACGAUCUGCGAGCGCAGAGCGGCCGUCAGGCCGCUGUCGCCGAUCUGUGUCUGUGGCGCAACAUGCAGCUGGCGCGGCACAGCAUCCAUCUGUGAGCUGCGAGGGCUGAUCAAUAAGAUCUAAUAAAUGGCUUAUCGGGUUUAAUUGAUAAUUACUGAAUAUGAACUUAUGCGUAUUAAAAACAAAAAUAAUGAAAAUAAAUGUACCUUAGGCUUGUUUCGAUGUAUAUAUGCGCCCGAUCUUAA